AUGGCUGGUUCAUCAGGUUUGGUAUGGGAUGACAAGCUCUUCUCUGGGGAAUUGAAGCAAAUAAGGCCUAAAAAUGAAGAAGACACAACAAAGACCAUGCAACGUAGUCGAUCCGAUGGUAACAAAGCAUAUCGCUCUAUGAACGUCGCACCCGCUGCCGACCCACCGUCUCCGAAGGUCUCCAGCUGCGGUAUGUGUGGCAUGUUCGGGAAGCGGGCGACCGGCCAGAAGCGCAGAACCGGCCACCGUAAGUCAUAG
Messenger RNA from Ilex paraguariensis (yerba mate), 258 nucleotides. The record is from the annotation of a GenBank genome assembly. Lineage: Eukaryota; Viridiplantae; Streptophyta; Magnoliopsida; Aquifoliales; Aquifoliaceae.